AGAAGUGCAUUGUCCCCUCCUGAUCCAAAAAAAAUGUCCAAGUGCGUCCACAAGGGUUGCGGGAAGGUCUUCACCGAUCCCGAAGAGCCAUGCGUCUAUCAUCCUGGACCACCGGUCUUUCAUGAGGGCCAAAAGGGCUGGAAAUGCUGCAAGCCCCGCGUUCUCACCUUCGAUGAAUUCCUCGAAAUCCCACCUUGUACUACCGGCAAGCAUUCGACUGUAGACGAUACCCCAGUCGAACCCCCCAAGAACACAGGAUCCGCUGCUGCUGAACUAGUCGCACCCCAGCCGGUAACUGCGCCUGUCGCAGAUAGCGGGGUACCACGGCCGACAUACUCGCCCGCCAUUGCCCCUCCGUCGAACGCAGCGACGCCCGCCCCCGAAGAAUCAGAGUCCGACGAUCCAUCUCUUGAGAUCCCAGCGAACGCCACAUGCCGUCGCAAGGGAUGCGGUGCGAAUUACAACUCGUCCGUGUCGCGGGAGGAGGAGAAAUGUGUCCAUCACCCUGGACAGCCGAUUUUCCACGAGGGUAGCAAGGGAUGGUCAUGCUGCAAGAAGAGGGUUCUGGAUUUUGACGAUUUCCUGAAGAUCGAAGGCUGCAAGGAGAAAAAGAAGCAUCUUUUUGUCGGACAGGGCAAGCCAGCUGGUGAGGAGAAGGUGGAGAGUGUCAGAAACGACUUCUACCAAACCCCACACUCGGUCAAUGUCUCGCUGUACCUGAAGAAGAUCGACAAGAACCAGGCUAAGGUCGAGUUCUCUGAGCAGUCGAUCGAUCUGGAUCUUCCCACUACCGAUAACAAGCGGUACAAAGAUACAUACCAGCUGUUUGCGCCGAUUGAUCCCGCAAAAUGCCAAUUCAAGGUGUUGGGUACUAAACUGGAAUUGAUGCUGGUAAAGGGUGACGGGACAAGCUGGCCAGUCUUGCGGAGUGAUGAUAAAUGGAGUGGAGAGAGGAUCCAAAUUGGACAGGCCGGACGGGUCUGA
This is a messenger RNA of Aspergillus nomiae NRRL 13137, 984 nucleotides long. Its product is annotated as CORD and CS domain protein. The transcript is spliced from 3 exons. The record is from RefSeq and is a predicted model, not a curated record. Lineage: Eukaryota; Fungi; Ascomycota; Eurotiomycetes; Eurotiales; Aspergillaceae. The annotation marks the transcript as partial.